Molecule: messenger RNA, 1119 nt
Organism: Heterocephalus glaber (naked mole-rat)
Lineage: Eukaryota; Metazoa; Chordata; Mammalia; Rodentia; Bathyergidae
Product: formin-2-like
Biological process (GO): cortical actin cytoskeleton organization; actin nucleation
Cellular component (GO): cytoplasm; actin filament; cytoskeleton
Molecular function (GO): microtubule binding; actin filament binding
Source: RefSeq, a predicted model, not a curated record
AUGAUCACAGAGAAAUUAGCAGAUUAUACAAAGGACAAACAAGUUGUCAAGUUAUUAAGCAACAAAAGAUCACAAGCAGUUGGAAUAUUAAUAUCUAGUCUUCGUUUAGAUAUGAAAGAAAUACAACAUGCUGUUGUGAACUUGGACAAUUCUGUGGUUGACCUGGAGGCUCUUCAAGCUCUCUAUGAAAAUAGAGCACAGUCAGACAAACUGGAAAAAAUUGAAAAGCAUGGCCAAUCCUCCAGAGACAAGGAAAGUGCCAAGUCUCUGGAAAAAUCGGAACAGUUCCUUUAUGAACUGUCACUAAUCCUCAACUUUUCAGAGCGAGUUUUUUGCAUCCUGUUCCAGUCCACAUUUUCAGAAAGCAUUUGCUCAAUCCAUCACAAACUGGAAUUGCUACAGAAAUUGUGUGAAACAUUAAAAAAUGGCCCAGGGAUUAGGCAGGCUCUGGGUUUGGUUCUUGCAUUUGGUAACUACAAGAAUGGUGGAAAUAAGACUCAGGGACAGGCGAAUGGCUUUGGAUUAGACAUUCUCCCCAAGCUGAAGGGUGUCAAAAGCAGUGACUCUAGCAGAAGCCUUUUGUCAUACAUUGUUUCAUAUUAUCUUCGAAAUUUUGAAGAGGACGCUGGAAAAGAACAAUGUGUCUUUCCACUGCCAGAACCACAGGAAGUUUUUCAGGCCUCACAGAUGAACUUUGAAGAUUUUCAAAAAGAUCUCAGAAAACUCAAGAAAGACUUGAAAGCCUCUAAAAUUGACCAGGAAGCAAAGGAAAAUUCACUGACAGAGACUCAUAAAUGCUUUCUGGAGACUACAGCCUAUUUCUUCAUGAAACCAAAAAUUGGAGAGAAGGAGGUGUCCCCAAAUGUUUUCUCCAGUAUCUGGCAUGAAUUCAGCUCUGACUUUAAAGACUUUUGGAAGAAAGAGAAUAAACUUAUUCUACAAGACAGAGUAAAAGAAGCUGAAGAACUGUGUAGGCAGAAAAAAGGAAAAUCACUUUAUAAAAUAAAACCAAGACAUGACUUCGGAAUUAAAGCAAAGACAAGCAUGAAAAUCCAAACAGGGGACAGAAGGAUGAAAAUGAGUCACUACAAUAACUUCCACAAAUUUCAGCUGAUCUGA